AUGCACUAUAUAGGGAAAAGGGACACAGCCCAAGUCUCAUUUUUGUUAUUCGUGCUGCAGGUCACAGUCAUCCAGAUCCAUUUGGCAUCCAGGUCCAAUACCAAGACUGUGCUGGACAUUGACAAUGCCAAGCUUGCUUCUGAGGACUUCAAGAUGAAGUAUGCGAAAGAGCAGGCCAUGAGGAUGGCAGUGGAGGCAGACAUCAGUGGUCUGAGGAGGGUCCUGGAUGACAUGAACCUGGGCCGCUCUGACCUGGAGAUGCAUUACGAGGGUCUGAAGGACGAGCUCAUCAUGCUCAAGAGGAGCCACCAGGUGGAGAUUGCCCUGGUGAAGACCCACGUGGGCAGCCAGGUGAAUGUAUCAGUGGAUGCUGCCCUAUCCCAGGACCUGAACGCAGCGAUGACCGAGAUUAGGAAGCACUACGAGUCUGUGGCCAUCAAGAACCGCAAAGAGCUGGAAGCCUGGUACCAGGGCAAGAAAUCGUCCCUGGAGGCCACGCUGGCAGACACCCAGAAACGCUACUCUGCUCAGCUGGCAGGGCUCCAGAGCAUGGUGACUAGCCUGGAGCUCCAGCUCUCCCAGCUCCACGCCAACAUCACUCACAACAAGCAGGAGUACGACAUGUUUCUGAACCUCAAGACCCGGCUGGAGCUGGAGAUUGCAGAGAACAGGAGGCUGCUGGACGGAGAGGACGACAGCUCCACCCAAGUGGUUACCAAGAUGAUCACCGUGACCCAGACCAUUGUGGAUGGAAAGGUGAUGGUUCUGUUAACAGAACCAUCAAUAAAGAUUAUGUGGUUGAAUGAGAAUGGGCUGUGUGGUUUCACUUGUUUCAGAGAUAUGAAUGCUUUAUAAUAGACUGACUAUAUGAAUCUGUGAGUAUGGAUGUCAUAGCAGAUACAUUUUGUGUUCUCAUUUCAUAUGACUUGAUUUCAAUUCGACAUCUUUCCACCAAAACAUGGUGUCCAGCACUAGAGUUGACUCCACAAACACUCUCCAUACAUAUAACUCUGAAUCUAAUGCUUGAAAAACUGAGAGUUUGAUUAAUAGAGAUAGAAUGAUGUAAUUUUGCCGACAGCCAGUGUGGCGGCCCUGCCACUCUGUCUGCCGAAUUCUUUCUCUUUGCUCGUUUUCCUUGGUAGGAUGUCAGGGGGCGGAGCCGGGAGGGUCGUCAGCGAGGUGGGACGUACCUGGGCUCGGGUGUGUCCCGGGGAUAAGUACACCUUUCCCUGUUCAUUGAGGAGACUCUCUCCAUGCAGACACACUGUUAUUUUUGGUUGUGGCAUUUUGUGAUUUGUUUGUUUUGGCACCUCUCAACACCCCUCAUUUUCACCAUCUAUGCAUGCAACCACUCACUUACACUACUGAAUACUGACUACACACACCAUUGUUACUUGUAUAUAGUUUUAGUUAAUAAAUAUUUAGUUAAUAAAUAUAUUUUUGUUUUUCCUUAUCUCCACGUUGUCUCCCUCAUGACCACCGAAGGUGGUUCCUCUCCCUGUUCCGUCGGUGCUUGGGGGUCGGCGUCACCGGCCUACUAGCCAUAACCGAUCCAUGUUUAUUUUUCCAUUUGUUUUGUCUUUGGUUCAUUCACACCUGGUUUUCAUUUGCUUUAAUUCAUGUGUGUAUAUUUACCCCUGUUUCCCCGCUUAGAUUUGUGCGGGAUCAUUUUUCUUGUUGCUUGUGGAGGCUUUCCUCAGUGUAUUUCGCAUGCGGUUAUUAUAGUAAGAUGCGUUGUGUUUAUGCGCCUUACGAGAAUACUGUUACUUCCCAUUGUUUUGGGGUAUUGUACUGUACCGUGUUUUUGGACUUGCCCAGAUUAAAAUAUACGCUACACUGACA
Molecule: messenger RNA, 1842 nt
Organism: Oncorhynchus nerka (sockeye salmon)
Lineage: Eukaryota; Metazoa; Chordata; Actinopteri; Salmoniformes; Salmonidae
Product: keratin, type I cytoskeletal 13-like
Exons: 5
Coding region: 1-855 (284 amino acids)
Cellular component (GO): cytoskeleton
Molecular function (GO): structural molecule activity
Source: RefSeq, a predicted model, not a curated record